CGCGGGGCGUGUCGCGGCGCUACGUGGCGAGCGCGCGGCCGGCGCAGUGGCGCGUGGCGGGCGCGCUGCGCCUUAAGGACGGCCAGCUGUGCGGCGUGCAGGAGGGCGCGGCCAGGGUGCGCGCCGCCAUCGCCGGCGUCUGGAGCCCGGAGAUCGAUGUGGUGGUGUUCCCCGCGCUGCGCGUGGUGCCGGGCGCGGCGCGCGUGCCGCCGGGCGCACGGCUGCAGCUGCGGCACGCGGGCGGCCCGCCGCACCACCUCGCAGACCUGCACUACCGCCUCGCAGACACCACUGAUAAAAUAGAAGUUUCUCCGAGUGGUCUAGUGCACGGGCUUGCGAUGGGUACGGCGCGCGUCAAGCUGGUCGCUACAGACAUCGCUAAUGUUGAGAUGGCCAGUGCGGAGGCCGAAAUUGAGGUGGUGCCGAUCUCCGGGCUGCGCGUGUCUGCGGCGACGCAGAGCUUGCUGGUGGGCGCGCCGGGGCCGCUGAGCGUGCGCGCGACGGGCCUGGCGCCGGCCGCGCUCGCCGCCGUGCAGCCGCCGCCGCGCGUCCUCUGGACCCUGCGCGACCCCGCCGCCGCCAGGCUCUACACUGGACAUAUUGAUGAUUUAUUGGAGCGAUCAAUAGCUGAAGGGUUGGCGGUGCGCGUGGUGCCGUUGAAACCGGGUGUUAUAACUAUAGACGUCAGAGUUCGAAACAUGGGACAGGUGGCAGAAACUCGAUCAUGGGACAGUACGAUUGAGAUACUAGGAAUAUCAGAUAUACGCAUAUCUAUGGAUAGUACAAAUGUCGAUUUAUCUUCUGAAAAACGAUUAGCUCUCGCUGUUGGGUCGUCAGUACGUCUGAGGUCAACACCGAGGUGCGUUUGGACCUCAUACGGCGAGGGCGUGUUUGAAUUGACCCCUAAUGGUGACGUGAAAGGCAUUAAACCAGGACACGGAGUGAUUGCAGCACAACAUAAAGAUGAGAGAAAUAAUAUUUAUAGGGAAACGAUAAUCCACGUGGAAGUGGCAACACCUCAUUACUGCACUGCGGAGCCCGCUGGUGACGCGGAUGAUGAAGCUGUCCGCGUGGUGAUGAGGAACUCUGUGGGUCGGGAGCUGAUCGCGCACGAGGCCAACGUGUCCGUUACUGCGCCUGUGCCUGCACACGUCAGGCGUACAACUACCGGCGGUCUAGGUAGUGAGAUUGUGUUCACCGGUCUAGACACGAUUGGUUCAUUCGCAACCUUCCAGGCGACUGCGGGCGGACACACCGUCACUGAUGAAGUAUUGGUCAUUGGAUCUGAAGCACACGGGAAUAGGAUUAUUGUGUGUGGCGGCUGGGCGGUGUGCCUGGAGGGCGUGGGGUGGCGCGCGCCGGCGGGGGUGGCGCUGCACGCGGGCGCGGGCGUCACGCUGGCCGUGCUGGGCGCGGAGACGGGCAGGCACGCGCUGCGGCUGGACCGCCCGCCCGCUGCUCUCACGCUGCACCAACUGCCCUUAAAUAAGAUGGAAUUUUUACAUGGAGAAUGGCCGUAUUCUAUGGUACCGCUGUCGUUAGAAGCUAGCGGUCUUACUAAGGGACCGUUGCUGUGCUCGGAAGAACAGAAGUACGCGUUAACAGGGAUAGAAGUGGAACUGCCAUACAUUUGUAGAACCAAAGCACCGCACACUGCACAACCUAUUCUAGAUAUAGCCAAUGGUCAAUUGGGUUGUUCAAUAAUACCAGCAUCGUCAAUAAUCGAAUCGACAGAAAUCGAAUUAUGCGCCGAAUGGGGCCCGCACAGAACUUGUACUAGAGUGCAAUUGCUGCCUCCAAUAGAAGUACCAUUAACUAAAGUCUCCUUAGCCCAUCCACCAGCUACUUUCACCAUAACUGGACAUCCUCAAGCACUAAAGCUGGUCAAAUUGACCACAUCACCUGGUCUUAAAAUAGAAAUGAGUUCCAAAGAUAGUGAAAUUACAGUAACUGUGUCAAGUGAAAAAGUGACGUGUGGCAGUGGACACGUGCACGUUAUUUCGAAGUUAACAGCUCAAGAUAUUACCGUAGAAGUGGAGAGGGAAGGCGAUCCUGGCUGUGGGACGCUAUUGGGAGCGAUCUUCUCACUUCUGAAGCCGUAUUUACCAACCUUGAUGACUAUCAUUGCUAUGGGAGGAGCAUAUGUUUAUGUACAACACCAUAUGCAGAGUAGAGGGAAAUUGCGGAUGCCAUCACCGCCUGCGCAGACAGUGUUGCCGGAGACGCCGGUGGCGCGCGCGCGCACUUGGUCGCGUAGCCCGUACGCAUCAAACGGACACAGUGUGCCCGCACCCGUUUAUGGUGACGCAAGUGUACUGCCUGAUAGCAGCUUCUCACCUAAUUCCUCAAGAUUACACUCCAGAAUGUUGUAGCAUCAAAUAUGUGCCAGUUUUUAGUGUGUGUUGAUUAUUUCCAAGUGGACUGUUGGCGAAUAUUGCCAUUAUUAUCAACGCAAGUAUCUAUCUCGUGAAGAUUUUUGUAACAUUAAAUGUGCUCCAGUUAUGUGUGUUAAAGUGGGUUAUAGUUGGCGAUUAUUGGAAAAUAUGCUAAUAAAUUAGGGUUGCCAAUUGUAAUCUACAGAAGUUAACGUUUUAGGAUUGUUGAUGGAACCCAAAUGGACUAUGGUUGUCGAUUAAAGAAACUAAACUAAUAUUUAAGAGGUGUACUGGACAGACUUAGGGUUGGCGAUUAUUAAAAUCUGGACUAAAUAAAUAAAUAUGGAAAAUCUAAACAAAUUGUGAAUUACUAACAAUGUUGCAAGAAUAACAGAGGGGUAACUAGAAAUGUUUACGAUAAGUUAGAGAUAUAUUACUAAAAUAGUAUUUUUGUAUGUAGUUAGUAUAGUAAAAUAGUAAAACUAAACAUCUAUAAUAACGACAUGAGAAACAAUUUUUCUAUUUGAAGUUUUUAAAACAUUUAACUUUAUUUUUUUGACAUAAUUGAAACCUUUUUUUGAUGUGAUGUGUUUUU
Molecule: messenger RNA, 2970 nt
Organism: Papilio polytes (common Mormon)
Lineage: Eukaryota; Metazoa; Arthropoda; Insecta; Lepidoptera; Papilionidae
Exons: 12
Coding region: 339-2372 (677 amino acids)
Source: RefSeq, a predicted model, not a curated record